AAUGGAAUCAACCAUAUCGGCAGACACUAUGGACGACGUUUGAUACGUUUUAUGUUUAGAUCUAAGAAAACACGGCAAAAAUGAUAUCAAAACAGUUCGCAUGGAUUGGAGGUUUGGCGACAGUUGUUGCUACGGGACUCUAUGUAUUCUUCGGUCCUUCUGAAAAGAAAAAAUCCAAAAAGAAAGAUUUGUGUCCUGGCUUGGAUAAUCUUGGCAAUACUUGUUUCCUGAAUGCUAUAUUGCAAGCCUUUGCAUCCUGCCCAACUGUUGGAAAAUGGUUGAAGGACUUCUUUAUGAAAGUUCCAGAUGCUAGUAACAAAUAUUUAGCAUCAACAAUAUCCAACACAAUCAGUGUACUCAACUAUGACACUGAAGUAGAUGAAGAUUAUCACUGCCCAGCUGAUGUAAUUAAUGCACUCCGAGGAAGAGGGUGGAUUAUCUCCCCUGAUGAACAGGAUGCCCAUGAACUUUUCCAUGUGCUGACACAGUCGCUUGAUGAGGAAACUGCGAAGUACCCAAGAAUUGUCUCCCUUUUUGAUGUUGGAUUACUGGAGAACAAGUCUCUGAGGUACCAGUCUGAGGAAAAGGCCAUCACCCGCAGUAAGGGUUUGUUACCAGUAUUACCUAACAGAGAGAAUGAUCACCCCUUUAGGGGCCUCCUAGCCAGCCAGCUCCACUGUAAUGAGUGUGGCUACAGAAAUCCGGUCCGUUAUGACCUGUUUGACAGUCUGUCCCUUAGUAUACCUGCCAGUGUUUGGGGAUCCAAAAGUCUUGAUGCCCUACUACAGCACUACAUCAGCGCAGAGGCCGUAGACAAUGUUGAAUGUCCUGGCUGUGCAAAGAUAAAGAAUGCUGCUGCUCACAGCAAUAUCCCACCACCUCGGUCAACCUUCUGUAAAAAACUUACAAUUGGAAAACUGCCACAGUGCAUGUGUAUCCACAUCCAGAGGACCCAGUGGCUUGAUAAUGGGAUACCUAUCAAGAGGUAUGAACACAUAGCAUUUCCUGAGAUCCUACAGAUGGACAAUUAUGUCUACAGUAAAGUUGGGAAACAGCAAGAUCUGAAAUCAAGAAAUGGACUUCUAGGAGGCAAGAACCAACCACUUUUCAAAAAUGCAAGCAAUACAACAGAGAACGGAUCUUCAGGUCCAGUGAACCUUCUUCGAGCUUUAAACUAUGACUCGAACAUCACAAGGAAUGGAAUAUUUUUGCAGCCACCUGUCAACUGCCAAGUACCAAAUAUCCAUUCAGAUGUCAACCAUAAUGGACCCAACAUGUCAAAAUAUGCUUCUUCUGAAUAUACAUACAAACUUUCCGCGGUGGUCGUCCAUCUUGGGGACAUCAUGUCUGGACAUUUUGUGACAUAUAGACGGAGUCCCAUGACAGUGAAAGGAGAAAGAAAAAUGGAUAGAUGGAUCUGCUGUUCUGACACAACAGUGACACGUGCAGAGCUAGAUGAUGUACUUUCUUCAGAGGCUUACAUGCUCUUCUAUGAAAGAAUGUGAAUGUUUGUGAGAUCAGUCCAGUUGGUGACCAAAGAUAUUAUCUUAGCUUUGACUCUAGAAACCAAGUGUUACUGUGAACUCAGGUGUAAUGUGAAGGCUAGUCAAUCAUUGUUACAAAAGACAUCAAUUUGUAGAAGUUAUCCCCCCCCCCCCAUCCUCCCUCCCCCUCAUGAUCCAACUAAUAUCAACAAUCCUCUCACCUAUUGUGUUUUAUACUGAUAUUACUAAUACCCUGUUUAAACAAUACAGUGCCGUUUAACCUCUCCCCUUGCGAUACUCUGACAAAUAAAAUAUUCCUGUUAAACCAGUACAACUCUAGUCUCCUCCCCAUUUCAUCAUCAUUAAAUAUAUAAUACCCUCCUAGCCUCCCUACUAUUCCUCUCCUACCCUCCUCCUUCGGGAUCCUCUGUUUUCUAGAAAUAUGAAUUAUGUUCUCCCACUAAAACUCUAAUCAUCUGGUGAACCCCCUCUUGAUCGUCUGUUUUCUACAAAUAUCACUAAUAAUUUCUUUCAUACUUUUUGAAAUCUGUUUUGUACUAUUAAUAUCACUAAUACAUGUAUACCCAAUAAGUCAUACCCCUCCUCAUAAUGGACUGUAUUCUACUAUAUCACUAAUACAUGUAUACCCGGUAAGUCAUACUCGCCUCCUCGUGGUCAUUUGUAUUGUAGUGAUAUAAAUGAUUAUCUCCCUUAUGCUCUUUUGUUUUAUACUAAUAUUACUAAUUCAAAUUAAUCCUUUUCACCCAGUAAACUAAUCAUUUUCUGCCUCAUGAUCGUUUGUAUUCUAAUAGUAUCAAUAACCUUGCUCCUAAUACCACUAAUAUUACUAAUAUACAUAAUCCUACCCACCCCUCCCCUCCUCGUGAUUGUCUGUUUACUAAUAUACAUAAUCCUACCCACCCCUCCCCUCCUCGUGAUUGUCUGUUUACUGAUAUACAUAAUCCUACCCACCCCUCCCCUCCUCGUGAUUGUCUGUUUACUGAUAUACAUAAUCCUACCCACCCCUCCCCUCCUCGUGAUUGUCUGUUUAUUAAUAUACAUAAUCCUACCCACCCCUCCCCUCCUCGUGAUUGUCUGUUUACUAAUAUACAUAAUCCUACCCACCCCUCCCCUCCUCGUGAUUGUCUGUUUACUAAUAUACACAAUCCUACCCACCCCUCCCCUCCUCGUGAUUGUCUGUUUACUGAUAUACAUAAUCCUACCCACCCCUCCCCUCCUCGUGAUUGUCUGUUUACUAAUAUACAUAAUCCUACCCACCCCUCCCCUCCUCGUGAUUGUCUGUUUACUAAAUAUAGAUAAUGUAUGAACAUAAUUCCUAUCCAUCAUCUCAUUCAUUCUUUAUCCUGCUCAAUCUUCCAUCCCUUCAUCUUCUACUUUUAUAAAUACAAUUUUGGCCCCCUAUCCUUUGUUCAAUAUUGUUAGCUAUGACAAUGUGUGUGCUAUAUUGUUAGCUAUGACAAUGUAUGUGCUACUUAAUGAAAUGCCUUGCACCUUCCUGUUCGGUCAACAUUUCAAAGUUAUUUGUUUGAACUGAAAUGGAAUUCUUGAUACUUGAUGAAAUAAUUAUGAACUAUGUGGAACUGUUUCUUUAACUUCUAUACCAGUAAUAUCAGUAAUGUUUAAGCUAUGAAUCUAAUACACUUAACAACACCUCCAAUAUUUAUGUCCCUGGUUACAGUAACACAUACCCUUACACCUUCUCUUUAAUAGUAGGUGAUUGAUAUGACUGACUGAUCGAGGAUACAACAAUUACCCUUGCACGUCAUUGUCUUUUUCCCAGUCAUUUUGAAGGUGACCGGUAUGUUUUUUCUCCUCACUUUGAUUAUAUUUUGCAUUAUUAAUAAGCUUCACUGUAUUUUCAAACAGAAUUAAACAAACAUGUUUUACAGUGAAUAGAAAUCGCCCAUAUUCAUAUCUAUUUACCUAUUAAGACUGUCACAUAUUUUCUAGUAACUAAUCUUUUCUAGAAACCUUGACACACUUGAAGAUCUUGAGGGCACCAGUGUAUAUAUAGAUUAUGAAAGUUACUUGUUGAAUUCUCUAUAGAUGUAUAUGAUAAUGCAUACAUAACAAGCAUUUAUAAACCCUGUGAGUUUAUCACCAGACUUGCCAUUUAUAACAGCUGUACUUUGACAUUUUUGCAUUCUUAUCCCAUGUUUUAUCUCAAAAUCAUUAAUAUGGAAUUCGCCUCAGUAGUUUUCACAAUUUUGUGUUAUUCUUCCUCCAUGCAAUUUUAAAUGUGUUUUUAAUCAUGAAUGAAAGUGAUGGUAUUGUAGUGACAUACUUGCCUGUACACUAGAUGUAUUAAUUGCUGAAAGCUUCAUUAUCAAGAAUUGAUAUUAGUGCUUCAGCUGUGUUACCAUAUUUUGAUCUCAUUUGUGUUUGUGGAAUAAAAUCUUUUAUCUGUUUGUAAACUUAUAACUAGAAAACUUAAAGGAAGAUCACCCUACACAAAAUCACAUAUGAUGUGGAAAAUGUUGCAUAUCCCUAGAGAUGUACCUCUUUUAUACUGUAUUGUAAAAUUACACGGAUGUCAUAUUCAGUGUUUAAAGUAGCACUACAAAUAAUAUAGCAUAGUAUUCCUUAGGGAUUUGCCCUUGAUUUAAUGGAAAGUGGAUGUACAGGAUCCAUUGUUGUUGUUGUUGUAUUUCGAUAGAUACAUUUACACACAAUGAUAUGUUUAAGAAAUAGGCCACUUUUUUAGUACCAUACCGGUAAACCUAUAUAUAGCACAAAAUGCAGGUUUCAUCUUACAGCGAAAAGUGGUGUUUUCAGAAAUCUUAAUGUGUCCAUUUUGUAUGUCAAAGUUCUAGGAUGGAAGACCGGUGCUUGGUUAUCAAACGGUAUACAUAAGUAAUAAGUCAAGCAAUCAUGUUACAGCUGUGGAAGAUUGUACGUAGACCUUCACAUGUCACUGUGUAUUGUACCAUAGACCUUCACAUGUCACUGUGUAUUGUACCAUGGACCUUCACAUGUUACUGUUUAUUGUACCAUGGACCUUCACAUGUUACUGUGUAUUGUACCAUGGACCUUCACAUGUCACUGUGUAUUGUACCAUGGACCUUCACAUGUUACUGUGUAUUGUACCAUGGACCUUCACAUGUCCUUGUGUAUUGUACCAUGGACCUUAACAUGUUACUGUGUAUUGUACCAUGGACCUUCACAUGUCACUGUGUAUUGUACCAUAGACCUUCACAUGUCACUGUGUAUUGUACCAUAGACCUUCACAUGUUACUGUGUAUUGUACCAUGGACCUUCACAUGUUACUGUGUAUUGUACUAUGGACCUUCACAUGUCACUGUGUAUUGUACCGUGGACCUUCACAUGUUACUGUGUAUUGUACCAUGGACCUUCACAUGUUACUGUGUAUUGUACUAUGGACCUUCACAUGUUACUGUGUAUUGUACCAUGGACCUUCACAUGUCACUGUAUAUUGUACUAUGGACCUUCACAUGUCACUGUGUAUUGUACCAUGGACCUUCACAUGUCACUGUGUAUUGUACCAUAGACCUUCACGUUACUGUGUAUUGUACCAUAGACCUUCACAUGUCACUGUGUAUUGUACCAUGGACCUUCACAUGUUACUGUGUAUUGUACCAUGGACCUUCACAUGUCACUGUGUAUUGUACCAUGGACCUUCACAUGUCACUGUGUAUUGUACCAUGGACCUUCACAUGUUACUGUGUAUUGUACCAUGGACCUUCACAUGUUACAAUGUAUUGUACCAUGGACCUUCACAUGUUACUGUGUAUUGUACUAUGGACCUUCACAUGUUACUGUGAAUUGUACCAUGGACCUUCACAUGUCACUGUGUAUUGUACCAUGGACCUUCACAUGUUACUGUGUAUUGUACUAUGGACCUUCACGUUACUGUGUAUUGUACCAUGGACCUUCACAUGUCACUGUGUAUUGUACCAUGGACCUUCACAUGUCACUGUAUAUUGUACCAUGGACCUUCACAUGUCACUGUGUAUUGUACCAUGGACCUUCACAUGUCACUGUGUAUUUUACCAUGGACCUUCACAUGUCACUGUGUAUUGUACCAUGGACCUUCACAUGUUACUUUGUAUUGUACCAUGGACCUUCACAUGUUACUGUGUAUUGUACUAUGGACCUUCACAUGUUACUGUGUAUUGUACUAUGGACCUUCACGUGUUACUGUGUAUUGUACCAUGGACCUUCACAUAUCACUGUGUAUUGUACCAUGGACCUUCACAUGUUACUGUGUAUUGUACUAUGGACCUUCACGUUACUGUGUAUUGUACCAUGGACCUUCACAUGUCACUCUGUAUUGUACCACAGACCUUCACAUGUUACUGUGUAUUGUACCAUGGACCUUCACAUGUCACUCUGUAUUGUACCAUAGACCUUCACAUGUUACUGUGUAUUGUACCAUAGACCUUCACAUGUCCUUGUGUAUUGUACUAUGGACCUUCACGUGUUACUGUGUAUUGUACCAUGGACCUUCACAUGUUACUGUGUAUUGUACCAUGGACCUUCACAUGUUACUGUGUAUUGUACCAUGGACCUUCACAUGUCACUGUGUAUUGUACUAUGGACCUUCACAUGUCACUGUGUAUUGUACUAUAUAUGGACCUUCACAUGUUACUGUGUAUUGUACCAUAGACCUUCACAAGUUACUGUGUAUUGUACUAUGGACCUUCACAUGUCACUGUGUAUUGUACUAUGGACCUUCACAUGUCACUGUGUAUUGUACUAUGGACCUUCACGUUACUGUGUAUUGUACCAUAGACCUUCACAAGUUACUGUGUAUUGUACUAUGGACCUUCACACGUUACUGUGUAUUGUACCAUGGACCUUCACAUGUCACUGUGUAUUGUACCAUGGACCUUCACAUGUCGCUGUGUAUUGUACCAUGGACCUUCACAUGUCACUGUGUAUUGUACCAUGGACCUUCACAUGUUACUGUGUAUUGUACCAUGGACCUUCACAUGUCACUGUGUAUUGUACUAUGGACCUUCACAUGUCGCUGUGUAUUGUACCAUGGACCUUCACAUGUUACUGUGUAUUGAGAUAGUGUAUGUUGAUGUGAAAAAGUCAGUAGUGUCUUGCUAUGAAUUGAAAAGGAACAAGCAUGUAGCCCAAAUAAAGGACACUUUCAAUAGCAAAGCUGUUGAUGAAAUGAUGUCAUAUGAAAUGAAGCUUGCUGUUCUAAUAUCCAUUGUUAUUAAUCAGACUUAUUGAAAAAGGAAUCAUGAAUUGGUAUUUCUUGAAUAAGUUUAAAAAUCAUGGGGAAACUAUCAAGAACAUAUCUUAUUGUAACACCAAAAUUUUCUGUAUAAAUAUUUUGAACUGAAAUGGUCUGAAAAUGUAAAAGCAGAAAAUAUUGAAGCUGACAGACCCUUAUCUUGAUGUACGAUUUGAUGUAUAUGGUGCUUUUGUAUGCUACUUAGUUACAUCAGACUGUUAUGUAGAACAAAUAGAAAUCAUUAGAAAUUGGGGAAGACAUUUUUGUGUAAUGUGUGUCCAUUUUGUUUGUGAAUUUCCAUUCCUGAGAUGAGAGUGAUCAUGGUUUAACUGUGUAUUGUGGUUGGUGAGAGAUCGUGUUCCAUGAGUAGAGAGGAGAAAUAAAUUCUCUAUGCUGAGAUGGGGUUCCAGUUCUUUGAUGAAAAUUACUUUUUAUUGACCUUUGUAAUUUAAUUGAUACUUGUAACAACUUCUACUUUGUUGUAGAAUAUGACACAAAAUUUGUUUUGGUAAAAUUACAUGGUCUGCCUCUUUCUAAUGUCUUUAUUUUCAGACAAAAAUGUACUCCAUUAGAUCCUGGUAUAAAUCAUAGUAUAUCUGGCUUACUUUGCCUUGUUUGUCAUUGAACAUUAAAGAGGAAACUAUCAUUAAGGCAACUGGAAUGCCUGUUUAUAUAUAAGUGUGUAAGUGUUAAUGCAAUGCAUUUAAUUGACUGAGAGAUGCGAGAGAUAGUCGAAGUAUUCAAUACUUACGCAUGACAGUAAAUUAUUCUACUCGUGUACAUUUUCCACAAAGUUGUUUUUAUUCCCGAAAUAAAUGAAAAAUAUUCA
Messenger RNA from Pecten maximus, 7543 nucleotides. RefSeq names its product ubiquitin carboxyl-terminal hydrolase 30-like. Gene Ontology annotation, cellular component: nucleus; cytosol. Gene Ontology annotation, biological process: protein deubiquitination. The coding region runs from base 81 to 1505 and encodes 474 amino acids. Gene Ontology annotation, molecular function: cysteine-type deubiquitinase activity; cysteine-type endopeptidase activity. The transcript has 8 exons. NCBI's taxonomy places the organism in Eukaryota, Metazoa, Mollusca, Bivalvia, Pectinida, Pectinidae. The record is from RefSeq and is a predicted model, not a curated record.